This is a messenger RNA of Nerophis lumbriciformis (worm pipefish), 2622 nucleotides long. The record is from RefSeq and is a predicted model, not a curated record. NCBI's taxonomy places the organism in Eukaryota, Metazoa, Chordata, Actinopteri, Syngnathiformes, Syngnathidae.
AUGCUGACUUCUCAUCAGCAUCACGAUGAUGAAGGCAACCCCGCCCUCUUAGUUUUCAAGGUGUCCGGUGACGCCGGCCCCUCCCUUCCUUCCCCGGGACGGAGAGAGAGAAGAGAAGAGAGAAGCGGCAGGCCGCCGCCCCCGCGGUGUCCCCGGAGGCCUCUCGCCGGCCCGCCGCUCAUUACAGCCACGGACCCCGAGCGAGCGAGCGGGCGGGAUCUACCCUCAGCGAGAAUGUCCGCCGCGGCGUCCCUGACGCUGCUGGCCCUGCUGCUGAGCCUGGCCCCGGCGCCCAGUCGGGAAGGCUGCCCGUCGGCCUGCCGAUGCUUUUUGGCCAUGCUGCAGUGCCUGGAGCCUGACGGGAUCGCCGGCAUCCCGGCUCUGACUCCGCAGGAGAGCGAGAACGUGACGGAGAUCUACAUUGAAAACCAAGCCGGCCUGGAAAACAUCACUCAAGCGGAGCUCAGCAACUACAGAGAGCUAAAAAACCUAACAGUGACAUCAUGCAAACUGAGACACAUCGCUGCCGACGCCUUCCGCUACAACUUCAAACUGCAAUACGUGAACUUGGCCUCCAACUCUCUGGAGAAGAUCUCUUGGCGGGUCUUUCAUUUUCUCCCCCUUCUCAACCUGGUUCUGCUGGACAACCCGCUGGUUUGCUCCUGCGACCUCCACUGGCUGCAGCACUGGCAGCGCAAUCAGCGCGCCGAUCUGGACGACCACCCCUUGACGUGUCUCUCCGCCGGACGGGAAGUGCUGCUCGCCUCCCUCGUCAUUGAAAACUGCAGUUUGCCCGAGGUCACCAUUCUGCCCUCCAACAACAAAGUCGAGGAGGGGGGCAACCUCACCUUUGAGUGUCACGUGACAGGAAGUCCCACCCCGCAAGUCAAGUGGCGUACGGACGUACUCCAUUCACGUUCAGUUGCCCAGGAGAGAAUCUGGGGUUCCACACUGGAGGUGCUCCUGUACCUCAGCAACGUCUCAUCCAGGGACAACCUGCACAAUCUGACCUGCCAGGCCGAGAACCAAGCCGGACCCGGGGAGGAUGUGGUGCAGCUGGACAUUGAGUUCCCGGCCAAGAUCCUGUACCUGAGGGACGCGGUUCCCAUGCACCACUGGUGCUUCCCUUUCGCCGUGGACGGCAACCCUGAAGCCAACAUCAGCUGGCUGUACGAAGGCUCGGAGCUGAAGGAGACCAUCUUCGCAUACACGCAGAUCAUCCCGGACUCCGGCGAUGGCUCCGAGAAGCACGGCUGCCUCUUCCUGGAUAAACCCACGCAUUUGAACAACGGCCGCUACACGCUGCUGGUGGAAAACAAGCUGGGCGGGGCCCGGGCCAACGCCAUCGGCGUGUUCAUGGACAACCCUUUCGGACUCGAUCCCGAGGGCAUCAUUCCCGUCAUCAAUGUGGAUCCAAUUCCCACCAACAAGUCCGUCGUGGACGUCACCGAGAACCUGGAGAGUCGAGUCUUUGUGGUGUCGGUGGCCGUGGGUCUGGCGCUGUUUGCGUGCACCUUCUUACUGCUCACCGUCUUGGUUAUCAACAAAUGCGGACACAACUCCAAAUUCGGCAUUCACCGCUCGUCGCCACUGGGCACCGAGGACGACUUGGCGGUGUCGCUGCGCUUCAUGAACUUGGGGAGCAGCCCGCCAUCGUCGGACGAAGACUCGGGGGUGUCCAGCUUCGUGGAGAACCCGCAGUACUUCUGCGGGAUCAUAAAGGACAAAGACAUGUGCGUCCGGCACAUCAAGCGGGCCGAUAUCCUUCUCAAGUGGGAGCUGGGCGAAGGCGCUUUCGGGAAAGUCUACCUGGCCGAGUGCGCCAACCUCAGCCCCGACACUGACAAGAUGUUGGUCGCCAUCAAGACGCUGAAGGACGCCAACGAGUCGACGCGUCAGGACUUCCAGAGGGAGGCGGAGCUCCUGACGGUUCUGCAGCAUCAGCACAUCGUGCGCUUCUACGGCGUGUGCGCCGACGGAGAACCGCUCGCCAUGGUCUUCGAGUACAUGCGCCACGGCGACCUCAACCGCUUCCUCAGAGCCCACGGCCCCGACGCGGGAAUCCUGGAGGAGCCCAAGACGACGGCGGGCGAGCUGAGCGUGCCUCAGAUGCUGCACAUCGCGGCCCAGAUCGCGUCGGGGAUGGUCUACCUGGCCUCGCUGCACUUUGUCCACCGAGACCUGGCCACCCGCAACUGCCUGGUGGGAGAAGGCCUGGUGGUCAAAAUCGGAGACUUCGGCAUGUCCAGGGACAUCUAUAGCACCGAUUACUAUCGGGUGGGGGGCCGCACCAUGCUGCCCAUCCGUUGGAUGCCACCCGAGAGCAUCAUGUAUCGCAAGUUCACCACGGAGAGCGACAUCUGGAGCUUGGGCGUGGUCCUCUGGGAGAUCUUCACCUACGGCAAACAGCCUUGGUACCAGCUGUCCAACAGUGAGGCCAUCGAGUGCAUCACGCAGGGCCGUCAGCUGGAGCGCCCGCGCACCUGCCCCCAACAAGUUUACGAUUUGAUGCGCGGCUGCUGGCAGCGAGAACCCCAACGCCGCACGCUCAUCAAGGACGUCCACGCGCGCCUCCUGGCCCUGGCCAAGAACCCACCCGUCUACCUGCGUGUCCUGGCCUAG